GCUGAUGGGGAGGAAAUGCUCACUUUUCCCGCUCUAACCCUUUUGCUGAUGACGUAUAUCAAAGCCAGUGUCACGAAACAGGAAGUACUACACACAGUUGCUCAGCCCCUUCCCAACUAUUGCAAAUGACAAAUUCGAACCCAUUCUCCUCUGACUAUAUGGAACGUCUUAUGCAUAACACACCACAAUUUUUUAAGCCAGAAGAGUGUAGUCCAGGGGCAGCUGGAGACAUCCAGCAAACUCUUCUUUGCACUCAGUUCCGCUCAAAGCUACCAACGAGGCACUGUUCGCCUCGCCAACCCCUCUCUGACACUGAAGAGGGAGAUGAGCCGAUGGAAAGGAUCCCGAUGUUACGACCAGGCCAAUAUGACGGCACAACCACCACCAUGGAGGGAAUUCCUGCACAGGUUCAAAUGUUGUGCAGAGUCCAAUCAGUUGUCUGGAAAAAACACGACUAAACAACUAAAGUUCUGCUUCGUUGGAGCUGCGGGGGCUAUCAUCCAACCCAAUCCUCGCUCAUCUAAGUGGGACUACCACCGUUUAGUGGAUGAGCUGGAAACUGCCCAUCUCCAGACCAUGCAGCUGCAGUUGCUGUGGAGCUUAGGCAAAAGAUGCGUAGACCUGGUGAAGCCCUCCAUGCAUUCCGGGAUGACAUUUAUGACAGAGUAGCUGUGGCGUACAGUAGUAACAGGACAGAGAGCGAGCAAGACUCCAUAGCUGUCAAAGUGUUUAUGAAUGGGGAUAGGAGAUGCGGAUGUAGUUCAGAAACUGCUAGAAAGGCGCCCAGCAACACUUGCCCAAGCAAAUGAAAUAGCCCGCUGCCAAGAGACCACCAAAAGGGCUGCGUCAUAUGUCACCAAGGCCAGGCGGCAGGAUGCCCGCCACGUUGUCGAAGGGUGAUCACGUACUGCUGUCGUACGGGAGAAUGAUGACGGUACUGCUCCUCAGCCGGUUCCUCCUCCAGUCUGUGUGGCCCGCUCACACCCUCAACAGUGAACCAGCGGAGAAAUUUGGAAAAAAAAAAAAAAUCGUUACAAGUUUGGUGCCACAACUGUCAUGGCUGGGGCCACAUCCAGAAAGAGUGUCCUUCCGCUCAACACAUCACCAGGACGUCACAAUUGAGGAGUACCCCUUGCAACAGUCCUGAAUCAACAAUGCACCAACUCAAUUCCCAGGAGAGAGAAAUGUGUAUAGCCGUGCAAAUUUACAAGCUGAAAGUAUGUCCAGUGUUGGACAGCAGGGCCCGAAGGAGUGUGCUACUUCUACAUUACUACGAGGCUAUUCACCCACAAAUGAGGCCUCGCCUGCAGCUUUCGACUGUUAAGACCUUGAUGGGUGUGGGACCAGGGGACGUGCCUGUGCUAGGUGAAGCCCAAAUCUUUGUCAAUCUCUGUAAUAAGGAAGUUAUCAAUGAUUUUAUAGUGGCAGAUAUAACAGGCAAUGAAGUAGUGCUCGGGCAUCCCUUCCUCAUUCAAGAUGAGGCUCACCUUGACUUUGGCAGGCACCACAUCAUUCUUUUUGAUGAACAUGUGCCCUACUACCAUACAGACCCAGGCCAAAAUGACUGGCGGUGAGGAUAACCAAGACUGUUGCAGUGGAACCGGGGUGAGAGUAUAUUGUGAGAGGCAAUGUACACAGGAGUGUGGCAGCCCAAGGAGACAUGAUGCUUAGCCCCAUCAAAGGUUUUGUUGAGAAGCACAAAGUCCUCAUUCCCAGAGUCUUGGUCAACACCAGGCCGUCCAAGGUUGUACCUCUUUGCCUUUAUAACCCUGGCAACAAGACUGUGAUUAUUAAAGAAGGUGCCGUUGCUGGGCUGCUCCAACCAGCCGAAGUUGUGCAGUGUGGCACCAGCUUCCGAGGCACUGGCUAGCUCGCCUGUGGUCCCUCUGCACCUGCAGGAACUCUAUGCAAAGAGCACCACCGAGCUCCAUAACCACGAGCAAUUUCAACUUAAGCAUUUGCUUUGUAGUUAUGGGCACCUGUUUUCAUCAGGGCCUGCUGACUUGGGGCGAACCAAUCUGGUCCAACAUGACAUCCUGACAUGCCCGGGUGCCCGUUUUUCAACAAUCGCCACAGAGGAUGAGGAGAGAAAAACCACAGGAUGCGGACAGGCAGAUACCCGACAGCCUGGAGAAUGGUGUCGCCCAAAAUAGCAACAGCAUCUUGGCCUCCCCCAAAGUUCUGGUACGUAAGAAGGAUGGAACUACUGUCUUUGCGUUGAUUACAGAGGCCUUAACGAACGCACCAUAACUGACGCAUAUCCGCUACCCCUUAUCCAGGAUACGCUGGAUACACUCUCCACUGCCAAAUGCUUCAGCACGUUGGAUCUCGCAUAAGGCUACUGCCAGGUGGAGAUGACACCAAGAGCCCGCAGAGCAGCAGCCUUCUGCACUCGUACUGGCCUCUUCAAGUGGAAUGUCAUGCCGUUCGGACUGCAAUGCUCCAGCAACAUUCCAACGGCUGAUGGACCGCGUACUGCUUGGCAUGCGGUGGGAGACCUGCCUGAUCUAUUUGGACGACAUCAUUGUGCUGGCCAAGGAUGUACCGGAGAUGCUUCAGCGGUUGGGCCAGCUAUUCGAGCGACUCCAGCAAGUUAAUUUGAAAUUGAAACCAGCCAAAUGUUGCCCAUUUCGUCGCCAGGUUGCAUAUCUGGGCCACUGAACCCAGCAAAGUGGAAAAAGUCAGAACGUGGCCCUUGCCAGCAUCGAUCCAGGAGGUCCGACGCUUCAUCGGACUGGGUUCCUACUACCGCCGGUUUUUAAAGGACUUUGCUUGGAUUGCCGAACCACUGCAUAAUUUGACGAAGAAGAAUGCUCACUUCCAGUGGCAUUCAAAGCACCAAGCAGCUUUUGAUGAGCUUAACGGUCACCUCACCUCAGCCCCUGUCCUCGGCUAUCCACUGGACCAUGGUGACAUGGUGCCAAACACUGAUGCAGGUGAUACAUUCCUUGCUCUCAUAAAUCCAGCAAGGGACAGAGUGUGUACUGUCAUAUGGCAGUCUUAAGCUGACAAAAACUGAUCAGAACUACUGCACCACAAGAUGAGAACUGCUCGCAAUUGUUGAUUUCACAUCCAUUUUCGUCAGUACCUCCUUGGACGUCCUUUCAUGGUGCGCACUGAUCACAGCAGCCUGCACUGGUUGACAAAAAUGAGAGAGCUGGAAGGACAACUAGCUCGUUGGCUUGAGAACCUGGCCAAAUACAACUUUGAGAUUUACCACCAUCCGGGUCAGGUGCACACCAAUGCUGAACGCCUCACUAAAAGGCCAUGACGACAGUCCUGCUCCUGCAAAAUACAGGCUCCAUUUACGCUUCCUGGAGGCGUCACUCAUCAGUCAGUCCAGUGUAAUGUGGACUCUGACCUCAGCUCUCUGUUGCCAAGUCCAGUGGGGUGGGAGCGCUUCCGCUUGAUACGGUAACUGAAUCCAGUGGGGGUGGAGGAACUGCCGGCUUUUACAGAACUGUGUUCAGUGGGGGUAAGUCAAAGCACCCCUUCACCUGAGACAAAGAUUUUGACCCAUAACGGUCCGACUAAUGUAUACAUUGUAAAACUGAUUGGGAAGAAUCCUGGUACUGCUUCUCUUGUUUUCUGGCUGAACCAUGGGGGAGCUGAGUCAAGCCCAGGAUGCGGAGACUGAUAUUGCACCCAAUAUGAUACUGAAUGAAAGACAGUCUUCCAUGGGCGGUGGUUUCGCCAUAAAGUCCAGCUGUCAAGGUGUACUGGUCUCAAUGGAAACAGCUAUACCUUCAAAAUGGGGUUCUGGUCCGUCGCUUCUCCUGCCUUAAUGAUACUGAGUUCUACCCACAAAUCGUGCUGCCACGCAAGCGAGAACCGGUGGUGAUGAGUAAGAUAGACGAAGGGCCUGUGGGUGGAUAUUUUGGAGUUGAGCGGACCAUGGCCUGACUAAGAACGCAAUACUACUGGUACCGAAUGAGGGAAGAUGUUAGUCUCUGGUGCCAAACGUACACCAGCUCUGCAUCCGGAGCCCGCUCCCAUAAAAGACCACAAGCUCCAAUGGGAUCAGUCUGAGUGUGAACGGCAAUGGAACGGAUCGCCCUGGACAUUAUGGGACCGCUGAACGAAACUGAAUGCAGAAACUAAUAGUGCUGGUGAUACAGGAUUAUUUUAAAAAGUGGACAUCGUACAUUCGGAGCAUUGUUGAGAUUUCAUGCGACAGUAAUUCGCUUUGUUGAUACUCGCCAUUUUUGGUUUUGCCCACCAGUGAGAAAAAAUACAUGAUUCGUGGCGUCACUUCCGCAAACAACUGGUAUCUUUCUCUCUGAACUUGAAACGUAAGCUUUAGUGUACACUUCCGACUAAUUUAUACACAUAUCGAGAUAAGUUUGUAAUGUAGCGCCGGAGAAAAGGAGUCGGAGGCGGAGUGUCGGACACAGCAACACAACUUGCUUUUUGUUCGACAUCAAAACACUACUCGCAUAACGGCGGGAACUCUGUUAACCUUUACUCCGGCAGCGCAACAACAAAAACAGUCCGUGCGGAACCCCGCACCCCAAAUCGAGGUCCCGCGGAUUCAUUAGACAUAAUAAAUGAAAUGGACAUGAAGAACCGAGGUGUUGGCUGCGUGGAUGCUCGGCUUCGACAGAGAUUGGAGCAGUAUUUGGCUUCCAGCUGUAGUGAAGUGGAUGUAUGCACUAUAGCUCUAGAACUUCAAAAACAGUACAGAGUGGAGUAUGGUCGGAGAAACAAGACAGCAUUCCGAAUUCAAGUUGAGAAAGUGUACCAAGCAAUAAAAAUGGAGUAUGGACUGAAUGAUGUGGAAAAUGGCCACCUGACUAAGCGAGCCAAGCACAUUCACAGUGAUCCUGGUGUCGAUAGCUGCAACAGCUCAGAAGAUAUCCUGGAGAAAACUAACACCAGUCACAUGAACAGCUCUCUUACAUCACUUUACCGGAAAGGAAACUGUGAUUCCAUCUCCUCCUCUACGUUUCGAGAGAUGCCUGAUACAAGUGCAGUGUCCAGAAGAGGGUGGUUCAUUGAUCGAGGACCAGCAAAGACCAGCACCUUCAUCGACUUGAGUAAAGAUAAGCCCCUUGAUUCAGUAAACAAAGAAGUUUCCGUUUUGGAGGGUGGCAAAAAGUCAGUGAAAAGAAAAAAUAGGACUCAUGAAAACACCCUGACAACAAGCAAGACAGGAAUUCUCUUGGCGAAAUCAAGAUCAACAAAGCUCCAGUAUUCCACUCUAAAGUUUGAAGAUGUUGGUGGUAAUGAAGGGACAUUGACAGAAGUGUGCAAACUGCUCAUCCACAUGAAGCACCCAGAGAUAUACCAGCAACUGGGCAUGGUUCCUCCCAGGGGCUUUCUCCUCCAUGGACCUCCUGGCUGCGGAAAGACCCUGCUAGCACAAGCUGUGGCAGGGGAGUUGGACCUGCCCAUGCUGAAGGUGUCUGCUCCAGAAUUGGUGUCUGGAGUAUCUGGAGAGUCUGAACAGAAGCUCAGGGAGCUGUUUGACCUUGCAGCGACCUCAGCUCCAUGUAUUAUAUUUAUUGAUGAGAUAGAUGCGAUAACACAGAAGAGAGAAAUGGCCUCCAAAGACAUGGAAAGAAGGAUUGUAGCCCAGCUCCUUACUUGCAUGGAUGACUUGAACAGACUGACAGUCACAACACAGGUCCUCGUCAUUGGUGCCACAAAUAGGCCAGACUCCCUUGACCCUGCCUUGCGUAGAGCUGGACGCUUUGACAAAGAGAUAUGCCUUGGUAUCCCAGAUGAACCAUCUCGUCACAGGAUUUUGAAGACUCUGUGUCGUAAACUGAGGAUCCCAGAAGAUUUUGAUUACAGCAAGCUGGCCCACCUCACCCCAGGAUAUGUGGGUGCAGAUCUCAUGGCACUUUGCCGCGAAGCUGCCAUGAAUGCUGUCAACAGGGUUUUGUUGGUAGAGAAAGGACCACCAGAGAGGAGCAAAACCAACAUCCUCAAUAAUGACCUGUUAAAACUGUCACUUGAGAACGAAGCGAUGACAAACAAAGACAUGAGUGUAAACAUUGGCACAGUAUCUUCUCUCAGUUUACACAACACAAAAUUGGGAAUAGUGGAGGUUAAUCAGUUAUCUCAGGAUAACCCAGGACAUGAACAUCUACCGCAGGGUGACCUUUGGCACCUGCUGCAAUUGCUGAAGAACACUAAAACUCUGCCAGAGCAUGAGCUGACCAGCCUCUCUAUCAUCAUGUCAGAUUUUGAGGCAUCUCUUUCUAGUGUGCAGCCUUCCGCCAAGAGGGAGGGUUUUGCAACUGUCCCAGAUGUCACUUGGGAUGAUGUGGGAGCCCUUCAUGAAAUAAGAGAAGAACUGACAAUGGCUAUCCUGGCUCCAGUACGUUCUCCUGAGCAAUUCAGGGCUCUAGGGUUGAGUGCUCCAUCAGGAGUACUGCUGGCCGGUCCCCCAGGCUGUGGAAAAACUCUUCUUGCUAAGGCAGUGGCCAACGAGUCAGGUCUCAACUUCAUCUCUGUCAAAGGUCCAGAGCUCCUCAACAUGUAUGUUGGUGAAAGUGAGCGGGCUGUGAGACAAAUCUUUCAAAGGGGCCGCAAUUCUGCUCCUUGUGUCAUCUUCUUUGAUGAGAUUGAUGCUUUAUGUCCUCGACGUUCAGGCCAUGAGUCAGGAGCCAGCGUACGUGUGGUUAACCAGUUGCUAACAGAAAUGGAUGGCCUAGAAACCCGGCGACAAGUCUUUAUCAUGGCUGCAACUAACAGACCAGAUAUCAUUGAUCCUGCAGUCCUGAGACCAGGUCGUCUAGAUAAAACAUUGUAUGUGGGUAUGCCACCCCCAGCUGACCGCCAUGCAAUUCUCCUUACCAUUACAAAGAGUGGAACCAAACCUCAGUUGGAGGAGGAUGUUAAUCUGGAAGAGAUUGCAUAUGAUGAACGCUGUGGCCGCUUCACUGGAGCUGACCUGACUGCAUUAAUGAGAGAAGCAUCUGUUAAUGCCCUAAAGGCCUACAUGAAGUCCAAGUGUAUUCAACCAACAUCCUCUGGUCACACAUUCUCCUCUGGACCUGUCGCUGAUAUCAGAGUGAGCAAAAAGAAUCUCGAAGAUGCUUUCAAGAAGGUCAGACCAUCUGUGUCAAAAAAGAAGAUGGCAGUAGCCCUGUGGCCGCACUCUGGCCGCCGUGACCCUUGACCUUGCGUGAUCGUUUCAGCCCAGCCCAUUUCUAACAUGGCGUCUGUAAACAAAAAAAGGAAAGUUGACCGCGAGGGCCGCCGCUUCCUGGACAAGUGGAAAUUUGAGUAUUUUUUCACUGAAAUACGAAACAACUGUGUCUGCCUAAUUUAACAAGAGACUGUGGCUGUUUUCAAGGAAUUCAACAUCAAGAGGCACUACCAGACGAAACAUGCUAGCUACGACAAGCUAACUGGGAACAAACGCGGUGAAAAAGUGAAGCAACUGGAAGCUGUUUUAACGGCACAGCAAAGCUUUUUCACAAGAGUCCGUGAGUCAAAUGAAAAUGCCACAAAGGCAAGCUACGAAGUGGCAACGCUGAUUGCAAAGCACUGCAAACCUUUCACUGAGGGUGAAUUUAUUAAAGACUGUGUAAUGAAAAUGGUUGAGAAAAUUUGUCCCGCGAAGAAGCAAGAGUUUGCCAAUAUUUGCCUGGCUCGUAAUACUGUGGUACGGAGAAUUGAAGACGUUUCAUUAGAUAUUAAGAGACAGUUAGAGGCAAAAGGAACUGAGUUUGACUUUUUCUCGUUAGCGUGCGAUGAAAGCACGGAUGCGUCUGACACCGCUCAGUUACUGAUCUUUUUAAGAGGAGUGGACAAUGACAUGAACGUGAGUGAAGAGCUUCUGGACCUGGCUGAUUUGGGAUUUUUAGUUGACAUAACGCGACAUCUGAAUGCGCUGAACACAAGCCUUCAAGGGCAAAAUGCAGUGGUAAGCCAACUGUAUUCACACAUCAAAGCCUUUCGGACCAAGCUGCUACUUUUCCAAAGACACCUGUCACAGGCGCAGCCCAAUACCGCACAUUUCCCGUCGCUGCAGGAAAUUGUGACCAGUUUCCCACAGAUCAAUAUCAGUGCACAAAUGACAAAGUAUGCAGCAGACAUCUCAUCUCUGGUUGAGGAGUUUCAGUAGCGCUUUCGGGACUUUGCAGCUAUUGAAAAGGAGAUCACGCUUUUUUCCUCUCCUUUCUCCGUGGACCCUGAUGACGCUCCAGACCACCUGCAACUGGAGCUCAUUGAGCUGCAGUGUGACGCCGAGCAUCGCAGUCGGCACCAACAGCUCCCUCUUGUCAACUUCUACCGCCAGCUGGAUGAAGGCAGGUUCCAAGCAAUUCGGACAUUUGCUAAGAAAAUGCUGAGCUUGUUUGGCUCCACAUACAUGUGCAAUAAGACAUUCUCCGUUAUGAACAUUAAUAAGAGCCGCAUGAGGACGAGACUGAGUGACUCUCACCUGCGUGACGUCUUGCGCAUCAAAACCACUGCUCUUGAGCCAGACAUGGACUACAUACUGCAGUCAAAAUCCCAGUAUCACCCUUCACAUUAGUGCAGGCAAGACCUUUGUUAAGUCCUCUGAGUUGAAUAAAUUCUUAAAUCUCAGUUAAUUAAUUUUUUUGUGAUGGUCAAAAUCACAGUUUGAAUAUGCAGUGAUCAUUGUUUUGUUUUCAGCACUUUUCCUACAGUGAGCAUAUAAUAGUGAAUAAUAUGUAAUGUUUCACAUGAACUUAGAUAUCCUUUAUAGUUUUCUUAAUUUUUUGUGGUUUGUGAUUUCGGUAAAAACCUAAAUGUAAAAAAAAAUGUAAAAGUAAAAGUAUGCCAUUUGUAAUUAAAUUUAAAAAAAUCCCAAAAAGUUAAUUUGUAUUUAAUGUUAAUGGUUCAAAGAAUGUCAGGCUAAAUACUCGGCCCCCACACAUUUUCACCUUACCAAAUCUGGCCCUCUUUGCAAAAAGUUUGGACACCCCUGCUCUAAGGUAAAGCUUAAAAAAAGGAAAAAAAUGUAGAUGAUGAAAGUCAUGAAGGAACUAAUUUUUCAUAGAUGAGAUACGGCUGAGACUAACAAUUUCAGGGUGCCUGAAGAUAGCUGGGUUAGCUUCAGCACUCCCGCGACCCUUGUGAGGAUAAGCGGCUCAGAUGAUGGAUGGAUGGAUGGAUAUGCCCGAGAGUAUUAUGUUACCUGUCUGUAUAUUACCAUAACGUAUUUGUGUGAAUAUUCGUCAUUUAAUGUAAUCCCUCUUGUGAUCCAAUGCUAAUUUUAACUAGUCCGUUAGUAGGGUUUUCCAUUGUGUUAUCAUUAAUUUGGCGAUCUCUAAAAUGUUCUAUAUUUAAAUAUAUAAUGUGUGUAAUUUUUGUUGUACAGUUUUACAGUAAACUCCAACUGGGCCGUGUCAUUAAACAUCUUAAAGUACACCCAGUUUACCAUUGUGUUGUCAUUAAUCUGGCGAUCUCUAAAAUGUUAAAUAUUUAAAUAUAUAAUGUGUAGUUUUUGUUAUGCAGUUUUACAGUAAACUCCAACUGGGGCGUGUCAUUAAACAGCUUAAAGUACACCCAUCAAGGGCAGAAGAACGUACUGUUGAUAAAUAAUUUUCCACUUUCAAUCUUUGAAUCCUGGGAUGCCCUCUACACCUUUUGCUGUGGCUAGAAAUUCUGUCCCUAAAGGUUAAGUGAUACAGGGCAGCCUUGGAGGAAUACAGCCCUCAAUUUGACUUCCUGAAGGAUCUUCCUCUCCAGCAACCCUGAUUAGGACUUACCAGGGAGGGAGUGUGAUCCCCCUUUAGUUGGAACAAACCCUCUUGCCCACUCUAGACUGCAGUCCAGAAGCACUGUCCCUGAUGUCCACGCGAUCUUCCAGAGAUGUAUUGACCAUGACGGCCCACCAACAUCCAGAGACUUUAGGAAUGCUGAGUGAAUGUCACCCCCUGGAUUUGACCUUCAUGCCACCCCAAUGAAGGCAACCCCAGAGAUAGGAAAGCCUACCUCAGAGACCCCAGACUCUGCCUGCUCACGGGAAUACGAAGAAAUCUUUGAAAUAUUCUCUCCACCAUUCUGAGUCGAGGUCAGAAGUUCCCCAUCGUUAUGAUACACUGUGUCAGUGGUGCACUGGAUCCCCCUCCUGAGAUGCUGAAUCGUGGACCAGAAUUUCUUCAAAACAGUCCUUCUCCAUGGCUUCACUGAACUCCUCCCACAUUUGAUUGGACUCCUUCAUUUUAACGGCAUUCCUCACCGGUGGGGUCCACCUUCAGGUUCAGGGGUUGCCGCCAUGACAAACACCAGCGACCUUGCGACCACAGCUCCAGUUGGCCACCUCGGCAAUGGAUACACAGCACAUGGUCCUUUCAGUCAAUAUCCCCCACCUCCCCUGCUUGAGAUGGGAGUUGAAACUUCUUCUGACGAGAAAUUCUGCCAGAUGUUCCUGGCAGACCCUCACCAUAUGUUUGUGCCUCUCAGGUCAGAGCAACAUCUUCCCUCACCAUCAGAGUCAACACAUCACCAGGUGGUGAUUGGUUGACAGCCCUGGCCCUCUCUUCACCCAAGGGUCCAAGAUAUGCAGCCACAAGUCAGAUGACAUAACCACAAAAUCAGUCGGACUGCGACCUAGUAUGUCCUAGUGCUCUGUACCUGUUUGGACAGUUUGAACAUGGUGUUCAUUGACAACAAUUUGUGGUGAGCACUGAGGUUCAAUGAUCGAAGACAACUCUUACUAGAGGGUCCAUUCCUCCCAAUCACACCCUUCUAGGUCUUGCCCACGUGAACAUUGAAGUCACCCAGGAGAACGAUGUAGUCACCAGCAGGAGCACUCUCCAGCAUCCCCGCCAAGGCCUCUAAAAAUGGUGGGUACUCUGAACUGCUUUUUUGUGCAUAGGGACAGUCAGCAUCUGUCUCCCACCCAAAGGUGGAGGGAGGGUAUCCUCACACCCACCGGGGUGAAACCCAACCGAUGGUGCUAAGCAAGGGGAGGUAAUAAUACCUACCCUGCCUGGCUGCUCUCACCAUGGCUGACUCCAGUGUGGAAGAGACUCCAACCCUUCUCAAGAGGACUGGUACUAGAGUCCAAGCAGUAUGUGGUGGUGAGCCCAACUAUAUCCAGUCAGAACUUCUCAAUCUCACACACCAAGUCGGGCUCCUUCCCUGCCAGAGAGGUGACAUUCCACAUCUCGGAGUCGGAAAAAGUGAGCUGGGAGCGUUUUAUUAAAGCGCAAAGUUGCGAAAGUAUGACUCGACAUCCCAGUGCCGGCCAUAUUGUCUGUGACGUCAUGUGACGUCUCGUGCAGGCAUCACACUGGGGCAGUCGGCAUUGAUAACACGCUGUGUCAAAUGCAAUGGCAGAUGAACAAGAGGGAUUUUUGGAUUUUUCUGACGCCCCCUCUUAGACUGAAGCUCUUUUUCAGGAUGAGAACAUGUCAGAAGCAAGUGAAGCCACUGGAGCCAUUUUACCAAAUCAUUUCGAGCCAUAUUUAAGACAAUAUGCAGAUCACUUCUAACAACAGACUCCCCGAUAGAUGGACGAGGAUGAUGGGGAACCUGAUGAGAUAUUCUUAAUGACAGGCCUUUAAUUAUUCGAUUUCCUAACCCAUCUACAAGUCUUGUGUAUGUUGCGUACUCAGGAGGACCCAUGCCGGGCGAAGUAAAUACUCUGUGGUGCCCAGACACCGGUGGCGGGAAGAGCUUCUUUCUCCUCACCGUCCCCGACGCGAGCACAUGCAGCCACCCGCCUCCCCGCUCGACCCACCUCCGCGUCGGGGUAACUGGCUGCCCACAUGCAUCGACACAUUGAGAACCCUCGACUUACGUACUUUAUUAUGACACGAGUCUCUUGUUACGUUCUGAGAGAAGGAAUCCGUUGUCGGACGCGGAUAUCUAGAAUGUUCCUAUAAGGACACGGAUGGCUAUUGACUGAGCUUUUUAUUAACAUUCCUGCUUUUGGACAAGUACAUAAGCACACGGAUGCCACACUGCCUUUCAUCACAUUUCUGGAACAUUCGCUGGAAACAUUCGCCUAUUUUGAACAUCGGAUUCGACUAUCGUGACUAUAGAGCUCGUGCAUGUGACGUCACCAUUUUCACGGCGCCACAUUGCCAGUCAAACAGAGCUCCUCAAAGGUCGUCAUUCCGCCCGAAGAACCAUCCGAAUACUCAACUAUUUAUGAGCUCGCUCCCCGCCGCUCGGCGGAGCGAGCUACCCGGCUGAGCGUGCUCAAGGCUCCGACUUCGUAUGGAAGUAUUCCUCGGUCUUCCCAAUCAACCGAUACUGCUAUUUCUUCAUCAGAUGAGGAUAAAUCAGAGAAAUCAGCGCUAGGCAUAAUGGUGUCCCCGUGUAAUUGAGCGUUUGGAACCGGCACGUAACACGUCACAUACGCCCACGUAGGUCGCGUGACUCGCGAAAAUGGCAGCACCCCUGAAAAUUUGUAAUUGGCGAUAAAAAUCUUCUCAAAACAUUAUUAAAUUAGAGAGGAUUUAACAUCCCAUUGUCAAGAUAGAGUACAUAUUACAUGACCUAUUGGAUACAUUGUUAAUGCAAACCACUGGAGAUCCCCUUUAAGUCGUUCAGUCAGCCAGUGGGCAAAGCCACUCACAGAUCAUCACCCUACUGUCCAUGUUUGAUUGUUGAUAUGUUCUUUUUCUGAAAUGAAUUGUAUGAUAAAAAAUUUAUUUUUAAUGCUCUUUUUGGUCAGCAGUGAUAUUGGGCUUGGAACUCUGCCUUGGAUGCCACUUUUGUUCAACCUCUUCCUUAUCGUUUGGUCAAAAUGUGAAUUGAGCCAAAGAAAGCCUGCAGUUCUUUAGAUGUUGUCUUGUCUACCUUUGUGAUCAUCGGGAUGAGUCAUCGCUGUUCUCUUUGGAUAUUUUGUGAGAUCGCCAAUUUCAGUUCACCACUGUUCAAUAAGUAUGUUUCUUUCGGCUUGUCCCUUUCGGGGUCGCCACAGCGUGUCAUCUCAGAUGUCAUUUUUGUUUGGCACAAUUUUUACGCCGGAUGCCCUUCCUGACGCAACCCUUCUCAGGGAGUGGAGGCCGCCCAGUGGGAUACGAACGCACAACCCCUGGUUUACCAAACCAGUGCUCUAACCACUGAGCUACGGGGCCUCACUGUUCAAUGUUUUCUCAAUUUGUGGAUAAUUGCUCUCAACAUGGUUUUCUGGUGUUGUAAGUCUUUGAAAAUGGCAUGGUGACCCAUCUGAAAUUGAUAAGUGUUACUAUUUCUAAUGUGUUUAUGAAUUUCUUUGGAUUGUGGCAUUUUGUUCUAGCUUCUAGUUUUUUUUUUGCCAACGUAAUUUUUUAUGACACAUUCUAUUUAUGUUUAAUUUGAUUGAACGAGUUUGGAGAUAAUCAGGUUUGGAUGUGGUCUGUGAAAAUUGUGAUUUAACAAAGCGGACAUUUACUUUUUCAUACAGGUCCUGGUGACUUUGAUUUUUUUAUUCCCUUCAAAAAUACAAUCACCUCUUGAAAACUGUAUUCUUUAUUUAGAUGGGAUUUCUUUGAAUUUUUUUGCUUGACCUAAAACACACACACCGCUGGAAACUAUGUGAAGAAUAAAAAUUUGAGCAAGGAGCAAAUAUUUUUCACAGCACUUUCACACCAGUUUAAUUUAUCUAUCAACCCAUUUACAUCAGGCUUAUUUUGUUCAGGGUUACAGGUGAGCUCGGUGCCAUCCCAGCUGACUUUAGGUUCGUUGCCAGUUAGUCACAGGACUCACAUACAGGAACGAACAGCCAUUCACUCUUACAUUCUCACCAUCACUUGGUUGGGAACUGAACAGACGUUGCUUGCACUAAAGUCAGGCAAACGUACCAUUACUCAUUCAGUGAAUUCUCUUCAGUUCCUAUUUAUUUAAAUUAUCUUUUGGAAUAUUAAAUCAGGUUUGUGUAAGAACAGCAUGGGGCUGAAGUAAGAAGACGAUUGAACAUGCAGUGACGCUAUAUAUGUAUUUCU
Syngnathoides biaculeatus (alligator pipefish) is the source of this 13865-nucleotide messenger RNA. It is a transcript of the gene nvl, whose product is annotated as nuclear VCP like. Lineage: Eukaryota; Metazoa; Chordata; Actinopteri; Syngnathiformes; Syngnathidae. The coding region runs from base 4553 to 7129 and encodes 858 amino acids. Gene Ontology annotation, cellular component: nucleus. The record is from RefSeq and is a predicted model, not a curated record. Gene Ontology annotation, molecular function: ATP binding; RNA binding; ATP hydrolysis activity. The transcript is spliced from 24 exons. Gene Ontology annotation, biological process: ribosome biogenesis.